AUGGAGUACACAUUCAGAGCAGUAACUCACAGCUCUGGGGUUAUUAUCUGGAGAGUUGAGAAAUUGGAGCUGGUUCAAGUCCCAGAGAAAUCCCAUGGGAGCUUUUAUGAUGGUGACUGCUACGUGCUUUUGUCUACACAGAAGGUGGGCAGCUCUCUGUCUUAUGAUAUCCACUACUGGAUUGGCUCAGCGUCCACUCAGGAUGAACAGGGUGCAGCCGCUGUUUACACCAUACAGCUUGAUGAAUUCUUGGGCUGCACUCCGAUACAGCAUCGGGAGGUCCAGAACCACGAGUCUGAUACCUUCAGGGGAUACUUCAAGCACGGAAUAAUCCAAAAGAAAGGUGGCGUUGCAUCAGGUAUGAGGCACACUGAAACCAACUCCUACGAUGUGAAGAGGCUGCUUCAUGUCAAAGGGAAGAAGAGAGUGAUUGCCAGGGAGGUGGAGAUGAGCUGGAAGAGCUUCAACCUUGGAGAUGUCUUUUUGUUGGACAUUGGAAAAACCAUUGUUCAGUGGAAUGGCCCAAGGUGUAACAAACAGGAAAAGCUUAAAGGGAUGUUGUUAGCCAAAGACAUCCGGGACAGAGAGAGAGGAGGUCGGGCGGAGAUCAGAGUGAUCGAGGGCGAUGCAGAAAGCAACUCUCCUCAGAACAUGGAGGUCCUGAAUAAUGUUCUGGGAGAAAGAACAACCGGGCUGAAAGACGGACCAACUGAUGAAGUUGCGGACCAGGAGCAGAAGGCCAAACUCACUCUUUACCUUGUGUCAGAUGCUGAUGGCCAGAUGAAGGUCACAGAAGUUGCCACCAGACCACUGGUUCAGGAUCUUCUCAACCAUGAUGACUGCUACCUCCUGGACCAGGGAGGGACCAAGAUCUUUGUAUGGAAGGGGAAGAAAGCAAACAAAGCUGAAAGACAGGCUGCGAUGGCCAGAGCUUUGGAGUUCAUCAAGGUCAAAAAGUACCCCAACACUACAAAUGUGGAGACAGUGAAUGACGGAGCAGAGUCGGCUCUCUUCAAGCAGCUGUUCCAGAAGUGGACAGUCAAAGACCAGACUCAGGGUCUGGGCAAAGUACACACGAAAGGGAAAGUGGCCAACAUCACACAGGAGAAAUUUGAUGCUUCUCUGAUGCAUGUGAUGCCGGAAAUUGCAGCACAGGCCCGAAUGGUGGACGAUGGCACGGGUCAAGUUGAGGUUUGGAGGAUUGAGAAUCUGGAGCUCGUACCUGUGGAGCCUAAAGGAUACGGAUACUUCUAUGGAGGAGACUGCUACCUGAUCCUCUACACCUACCUGGUUAACAACAAGCAGUGUUACCUUCUCUACAUCUGGCAGGGACGUCAUGCAACACAGGAUGAAAUAGCAGCCUCAGCAUUUCAGGCUGUGGAUUUGGAUCAGAAAUAUGGUGACGAGCCAGUCCAAGUGAGAUUAACCAUGGGCAAAGAACCAAGACACUUUAUGGCUAUGUUCAAGGGUAAAAUGGUCAUCUUUGAGGGAGGCACAUCUAGAAAAGGAACCUCUGAUCCAGAGCCUCCGGUCCGACUGUUCCAGGUCCACGGCUCUGACCCAUCCAACACUAAAACCAUUGAGGUUCCAGCCCUGGCCUCAUCUCUCAACUCCAAUGAUGUGUUUCUACUGAAGAGCCAAUCAGGAAUGUUUCUUUGGUGUGGGAAGGGCUCUAGUGGAGACGAGAGGGCCAUGGCAAAGGAGGUCAACACUGUGAUUGGACAGAACAGCUCAGAGGAGAUUGUCGCAGAGGGCCAGGAGCCCAUUGAAUUCUGGGAAAUCCUUGGAGGCAAAUCUCCAUAUGCUAAUGAAAAGAGGCUCCAGCAGACGGUUCUAGACCACCAGCCACGUCUGUUCGAAUGCUCCAACAAAACAGGCCGCUUCAUCGUGUCUGAACUGACUCAGUUCACACAGGAUGACCUCAAUGACGAUGAUAUCAUGUUACUGGACACAUGGGACCAGGUGUUUCUCUGGAUCGGUAAAGAGGCAAACGCGGUUGAGCGCAAAGAAGCCGUGGUCACAAGCCAAGAGUACCUGCACACCCACCCAGGCAACAGAGAUCCAGACACCCCCAUCGUCUCGGUCAAGCAAGGGUUCGAGCCGCCCACCUUCACUGGGUGGUUCACAGCCUGGGAUCCCUCCAAAUGGAGCGGAGGAAAAAGCUACGAGGAGUUGAAGAAAGAGUUGGGAGAUGAAGUGUCACCCGUUCUUGUAACAAUUGAGCAGAACUGUGUUGAAAGUGAAAAAAACUUUGAGUGCUUUCCAUUGGACUCUCUGCUCAACAAGCUCCCUAACGAGCUGCCUGAAGGUGUGGACCCAACCAAGAAAGAGAAACACCUCUCGGACUCGGACUUCAGCAGCGUGUUUGGGAUCAGCAAAGACGACUUUGCACAGCUGCCGCAGUGGAAACAGCUAGGGAUGAAGAAAGAAACAGGAAUGUUUUGA
Molecule: messenger RNA, 2445 nt
Organism: Limanda limanda (common dab)
Lineage: Eukaryota; Metazoa; Chordata; Actinopteri; Pleuronectiformes; Pleuronectidae
Gene: avil
Product: advillin
Exons: 19
Coding region: 1-2445 (814 amino acids)
Biological process (GO): barbed-end actin filament capping; cytoskeleton organization; actin polymerization or depolymerization
Cellular component (GO): actin cytoskeleton; cytoplasm
Molecular function (GO): actin filament binding; phosphatidylinositol-4,5-bisphosphate binding
Source: RefSeq, a predicted model, not a curated record